Rhizophagus irregularis DAOM 181602=DAOM 197198 is the source of this 678-nucleotide messenger RNA. RefSeq lists its product as uncharacterized. NCBI's taxonomy places the organism in Eukaryota, Fungi, Glomeromycota, Glomeromycetes, Glomerales, Glomeraceae. Gene Ontology annotation, molecular function: hydrolase activity. The record is from RefSeq and is a predicted model, not a curated record.
AUGUCAUACUCUUGUUACACAAUUUCUCCAGCUAAAAGUGAUUAUGUACCUAUCGGGACUAUUGAAAAAUUUAACGAUCUUGACGUUUAUGUUUCAAAACCAAAAGGUGAAUCGAAGCCUUUUAAAAAAGCAAUUCUUGUUUGUCACGAUGUUUUCGGUUGUCAUCCAAAUACAAAACAAUUUUGUGACCUUUUAGCAAAAGCUGGUUACAUUGUUGCACUUCCAGAUUAUUUUCGUGGAAAAACGGCUCAAGUUCAGUCUCAAGGACUUCAGGCUUUAGUCAAAUUUGUUUUAGAAAAUUUUCCGGCGAAACUUGUCAUGAAUGAUACAUUGAAUGUUAUUAAACAUCUCAGUUCAGAAUAUGGUGCUGAAAAUUUUGGAUUUGUAGGCUUUUGUACGGGCGGAGUUCUUGGUUCAAAGCUUUGCGCAAUUAAAGAUUAUGAUGCUUGUGUAUUAAUUCAUUAUGACCCUCUUCAAGCGGAAAACUUUGAAAAAUCUCAAUGCCCUGUUGCAUUUUUACCUUCGCGUGAAGAUCAAGACCCUCAACCUUUUAUUGAUGUUAUGAAAGAUAAACCAUUCGCCGAAAAGAAUUUUCAAAAACGAUUUAGUGAUAUGGAUCAUGGAUUUGCUGCUUCUCGUGGAAAUUGGAACGAUUCAUUAAUUUUUGAAAAAGUUUAA